GAAAGUGACCCUGCAGAAAUAUUUGGGGAAAGAUAAGAAGACUUUGUUGGUGUUAAUCCGUCAGUUCUCCUGCCUGCUCUGCCGCUUACAUAUAAAAGAUCUGGACAGGAAUCAGAGCUCCCUGGAUGCCCUCUCAGUACAAGUGGUGCUUGUUUCGUUCGGCUGUCAGGAGGGAGCCUCGCAUUGGCUGCAGGACAUUGGCUGCCAGUACGACAUGCUGUUAGACCCAGAUAGAAAGAUUUACGCUGCGUUCGGUCUGGGAGCCUCGGUGAAGAAAGUGUUAAACUUCGGUAACAUGCUUCUCUACGCUGAAUAUGUAGCAGACAACAUGGAGUUUCCACGAGGACUUCCGUCAAUUCAGGACGACAUGUUUCAGUUGGGUGGCGACUUUCUUUUGGACAAACAUGGGAGGGUGCUGUUCUCUCACUCCUGCCAGAGUCCGUUAGACCGACCCUCGGUGGAGGACAUUUUGUCUGCCCAGUGACACUCCUCCAUGCGCAACAGAGAUGGAGCACAAAAUCAUGUGGAAUCAGCUCAUUAGUUUAUUGCCAAGCUGUGAAAUGGUUAAUGUUUGACCCACUGUUUUAAAUUUGCGGGAUUGAGAUGCAAGAUUGAUGCAAAUGCUCUUUUUUUUAAAGUUUGAAAACUUCUUAAACUGUAUCUUACAUGUGCAUCAUAUUUUAUCAAACACACGGUAAUGUAAAAAACAAUUAAAACUACACAUCUCUUUUAAAUCCAUAAUGUAUUCCAGUAUUUUUCAGUUGAAAUGGUUUAGCAUGUCUCAGUUGAGUAAUAUUUUCCUAGUGGGUUUUACUGCCAAAAGAGAUACAGAAUAAACAAAUUAGGCAAAAAAGACACAUCCAGUUAGGCUAUAACAAGAUGGUGUCAUUUUGUAGGUAUUUCCUAGAAGGUUGGAUUAUGCUUAUAAGUGUUUCGUUCAGCCAACAAUCUCACAGAGAAACAUUUUGUCUACAGAUGCUGCAAUAAAUCAGUAAUUAUAAGUGCAAAAAUUGCUGCUACAUAGUUUGACCCACUGACUUUCCCAUGACUUCUUUAGAAGAACAAACUAUGCCCAUCUUUGUGUCGGCAGUUUGAUAACGAAAAAAUAAUAACCCAGAAAGGAAAAUUGUAUCUAUAAAGUCCAUAGAUUUAGAUAUACAGAUACAUACAUGCUUGUAUUUAGCUCCUAUAUGUUUAAAAGCCCAGUAACCUGUGUAGCAGUGCGUUCCCCCUCUCUGAGAUAGUCCAACUUGGGUUAAUGUUAAUGUGUUGUUAUAUAAUCAGUGACAAAAACUGGUGUACACCUACUGAUGAAAUGCAUAAAUUGAUCAGCGGAGCUCAGACAGGGACGUUUAUCAGUUUUAUUGACUGGGAUAAAUGCACUGUCAAGACUGAGGGAGCUAACCAGCCCUCUGCGCUCUUUUAGAAAAGCCUGAGGCGCAUGCUCUUUGAUUCCGAUGCACUUUUAAUGGCAUAAUAAGCUUACUUAAUUCCUAAAAAGAUGACCUGUAAACCUCGGAGUCGGAAAGAAAGAGGGACUUUGAUCAACAAUCGGAGCUCUUGUGUCUUUAAAAAAAGUGACUCUUCUUACACAUUGUCAGAGUGCUGCAGCCUGAAUUAGAUUCUUCACUUUCUAGACUUAGACUUGGACUUGUACUUUAUUGAUCCCUUGGGAAGACUCCCUCAGGAAAUUAAAGUUACCAGCAGCUCUUGAUAAUCAAGUGAGAUGGCAAAUGUAGACCGACUCAUCCAGCACAUAGGAGACUUUGGGCCUUUCCAGAGGAGGAUUUACACACUUGGAUCUUUUCCCUUGGUGAUUUUUGCUUUUGUGCUCGUGGGAGUGGUUUUCUUAGGGCACAGUCCGGAGCACUGGUGUUGGAGCCCGGAGUCUGAGAGCCUGCAGGAAGAAUGUGGCUGGACGGAGGUGAAGGUGCGAGAAGUGACCGCUCCCCACUCUGAGGAGUCCGGAUCCCACAGCCGCUGUGAGAAGUUUGCGGCGGACUGGAGCACAAGCCAGAUCAAAUGUGAUGAAUGGGAGUUUUUGUCCAACGCUACCCAGACAGUCCCCUGUGAGGGCAGAUGGAUGUUUGAUAAAAGCCGAAGCACCACUGUAACUGAGUUUUCCUUGUUCUGUGAAAGGUCCUGGCUUGCGGACCUAAAUCAGGUUUUUCUCGCGUUGGGAUUUUUCCUUGGAUCUUUUGUGACUGGCUAUCUGGCUGAUAGGUUUGGUAGAAAGCCAUGUUUCAUAGCCUCAAUGCUCGGUCUGGGAAUUUCAGGCGUCGGAGUCAUGCUGUCCCCCUGGUAUCCACUGCUGCUUUUUUUACGAUUCUUACAGGGUUUUUGCGGCAAGGGGGCAUGGACGGCUAACUAUGUACUAGUAAUUGAGUUCUUUGGAGCAGACAACCGGAAAUUUGUGUCCAUGGUGUGUCGAACCUUUUACUCAAUGGGGAUGGUCAUUCUGCCUGGUCUGGCUUACUUAAUCUCUUCUUGGAGGAUUUUGCAGCUGGCCAUGAGCCUUCCUUGCUUUUUGUUUAUUUUGUACUACUGGCUGGUCCCAGAAUCUCCACGCUGGCUGUUUUCACAAAAAAGAAUAACGGAGGCCAUGAAAGUUGCCGAGGAAAUUGCAGUAUGUAACGGAAGAUGUUUACCACAUGAUCUUCCCGAGAUCAUUCUUUUGGAGGAAAAGAAGGAAGUGCAGCCCGUGUCAUUUAAGGAUUUGUUUAGGACACCAACCAUAAGAAAAAACACAGUCAUUCUAACAUAUGCCUGGUUUACGAGCACCGUUGUGUUUCAAGGCCUCGUUCUGCGGCUGGGGCUGACGGGCGACAACCUCUUCUUGGAUUUCUUCAUCUCCGCCGUGGCGGAGCUGCCCACCGGCCUCAUCUUCUACCUGAUGGUGGACCGAGUGGGCCGACGCUCCCUGAUGGCCAUCGCCAACUUCACCGGAGGCGUAGCCUGCCUGGUCGUCCCCUUCGUGUCCCCCGAUUUUUCCUGGUUGAAAAAGUCGAUUGCCAUCAUCGGGAGGCUCGCCGUCGCCAUUGGUUUUGAGACUGUGAACUUUGCGAACACAGAGCUGUAUCCGACACCUCUGAGAAAUUUGGGUGUGUCAGUAUGCUCGUCUGCCAGUGAUAUUGGAGCAGUUGCAGCCCCAUUCCUUCUCUACAGACUGGCCAGUAUCUGGCAGGAGCUGCCUCUGAUUCUUUAUGGUGUGAUGUCGGUUCUGUACAGUGCUCUGGUGACACUGCUGCCCGAGAUGAACGGCAUUGCCCUGCCCGAGACCAUAGAGGAUGUGGAGAAUAUGCAAGGGCUGGCAGAGCGUUCAGUGGAUACAAAAGGAAGCAGCUUGAUUUCAAAGAAUAGAGAAAAGAAAAACCUGCUUGAAAUUGACUGGUUUCAUCUUGGGAUGAAAAUGCUGGAGAACAAAGAAUUUGAGAAGUUAUCCAAAGUCAUCAGUCAGUGGAAUAGCAACAGACUGGACCUGUUUGAAAUUAGCCAACCUGAUGAGAACUUGGAAUUUUACGGUGUGAUUCGCUUCUACUUUGAGGACCAUGUAGAAGGAAAUGUGGCCACUAAGUGCCUGCGUGUCUGCAGCAGCUCAACCACUCAAGAGGUCAUCGAAACUCUGUCCGAGAAAUUCCGGCCUGAUAUGAAAAUGCUGACGACUAGUUAUUCCCUCUAUGAAAUCCAGGCCAGUGAAGAACGCAAGUUGGAACUGGACGAGAGACCUUUGGUUGUACAAAUGAACUGGAAUUCAGAGAAUUUAGAAGGACGUUUUGUGCUGAAGAAAGACAAGGAGAGUUUUGAGGAAAGCUGUCAUGAGAAAGGAAAGGGAGGUGUUAUUCAAACCUUCAAGAGGACGCUGUCACGCAAAGGAAAGCCAAAAGAGAAGAACAAAACCAAUGCAGCAGAUAAGUUAUCAGAGGAUGAAAACAGAUCAGCUGAAGAUCUGAUGAACAGUUCGUCCGACCUGGAGACAGCAAAGCACUGCAAGGAAAAGAGACAGCAGCAGUAUUUUGAGACUCCGCCUGGAUUACCAAUCGGAAUACAGUUCUGUGAUAAUGCCGAGGAGCCCUUCCUGUCUGCAGUCAUAAAUUACACCAACAGUUCCACGGUUCAUUUCAAGCUCUCACCUGCCUACAGCCUCUAUGCUGCCGGUCGGUUUGCUCUGCGGCGCCAUUAUGGUCGAGGCCCUCCAUCUUCUGGGCACAAACACGCGGUAACCUCCAUCACAAACAAAAUGGUGGCCAUGACAGGGAAGGUCAUCCAGAGACAACGGGCCGUUGCCGGGGCUCUGGCCUUCUGGCUGGCCAAUUCCUCUGAGCUGCUGAACUUCCUCAAACAUGACAAAGACCUCAGCCCUCUCACACAGCAGGGCCAGCAGGAGCUGUCCCACCAGGUGCACAGGGCAUACAGCCUCCUGCUACAAUGUAUUCAGAGUGGGUUAAGGAAACAUUUACCGACGUUUCUGAUCGAUCCCGAGCAGCACGGUGCCCUGCCUGCUGGAAUAGAAAUGGUGCUCAACACCUUAAUGAACGCCAUGUCUCUGUUGCGCCGCUGUCGGGUCAACCCAGCCUUCACCAUCCAGCUCUUCUCCCAGCUUUUUCAUUUCAUCAGCGCGUGGCUCUUUAACCAGCUCAUGAGCCCAGAGGCGAGCGCUGGAGGCCUGCGCUCCCACUACUGGGGAUCCGCACUCCGCCAGAGGCUCACAGCCAUUGAAUCCUGGGCAGAGAGGCAGGGCUUGGAGCUGGCUGCCGACUGCCACCUGGGCCACAUCAUACAGGCAACCACACUCCUGACCAUGAAUAAGUACUCGGUGCAGGACACCAAGGACAUUCAGAGUACCUGUUUUAAGCUGAACUCCCUGCAGCUGCAGACGCUGCUGUCCAGCUACCUCUAUGCAGCCAAUGAGCCUCAAAUUCCACCUGAGGUGAUUGAUGCUGUGGUGAGGGCUGCCGGGGCCUCGGCAGACCACCUGAUUCAGAGUGAAGGACGGGACGUCCAGCUGGAGGAGAGCCUCGACCUGCACCUGCCUUUCCUGCUACCAGAGGGAGGAUACUCCUGUGACACCGCCAGAGGAAUCCCACACGGGUUCAGAGAGUUUCUGGAGCCAAUUUGUCAGAGAGGUCUUUGCUCUCUGGCAUCUGAGCCCAACUCCAAAGGUGAUUGGACCGUGCACUUCAGUGACUCUGCUCCUUCUGAUGCGGGGAUUUACUUGGCAGCAGAGAAGCAGCCAGAAACCGAGGUCAUAACAUUGCACAAACCUCUGAACAGCGGAAUGGGAGUUAGCAUAGUUGCUGCCAAGGGAUCAGGGCAGGGUAUCCUUGGGAUCUACAUUAAAUCUGUAGUCAAAGGAGGACCAGCUGAAAUGAAUGGGAGGUUAGCGGCAGGAGAUCAGCUCCUCAGUGUGGACGGCCACAGCCUGGUGGGACUGAGCCAAGAAAGGGCAGCAGCCAUCAUGAUGCAGACUGGCCCUGUUGUGACCUUACAGGUUGCAAAGUGUGCAGCGAGCUACCAUGGCCUUGGGGCCCUGCUGAGCGCACCAACCAUGGAGACAACUACAGGUCUCCACCUGUCAGAGGGGUUCCAAGGAGGCAACAAAAGAAAGAAAGAGCAGAUGUGGCAGAGGAACAGACAGCUGUACCGCUCCAAUCCCAACAUGAACGUCUUCUGCCUAGAGGAUGGCGAUCAGCUUGCCGAACAUGAUGCGAGAGGAAACAACGUCCCUUCUGUUUCCCAUACCAACCUUUCCAAUGAUACAUUCUACAGAGAAUACCUGACACUUCCAAACCCAAAGUCCAAGGACAGGGGACUGUGUAACAUCAACCUACCACAGCAGAACCUCGAAACGUCUUUGACACCAUUAGAUGGACAGAGCUCCAGUAAGAGAACCUUCAUGCGUCAAGCCCUGUCGCAGGACAACUUGUGCUUGGACAGUGGAGGCCCCCUAGUGGACAAAAGGCAGAGAGACCAGGAGGCUAAACAAACACCAGGCUACUCAUCUUUCCCAAUACGCUCAAGUGUUUCCACUCACGACAUCCUCUCCCAUACCAGCUCUCCCACGAAGCAGCAGCAGGGCAGCCGCGCCAGUGCUGCCGGUGUCUGGAGAGCGCCUUUUUCACAGCUGUCCACGCCCGCACCUUCAGUCCAGCCCAUUCGAAUCGACAUCCCUGUAGUCAGAGCGGUGAACGCGCAGUCCAAGCCUCCGCUCACCACCUUCCAGCACCGUUCCUCUGUAACGAGCCAAACCGUGAGGGUCGGUGGACACAAACCUAGUCCUCAGAGCCAAGUCAGCCAUGUUUCUGCGCGGCCAGCAUCUCAGGGGCAGCAGCAGCUAAGUUCCAUCCAGGGCAGAGACAAAGCGGGAAGACCCCAGGUGAGCAUCACUCCAACGAAGCACGUUUCCUUCCAAGAGACUUCCCCCGAGCAGAAGAGGAGCACUGGGCCUGUGAGGCACAGAGAGCCUCAGGAGCUGGGGGAUCCGUGGAGGCGGGAGGCCCAGGAGCUGCUGGUGAAGAGGCACAGGCUGCAGGCGGUGGAGCACCUGGAGCAGGAGGUGCACACCCUUCAGGCCAAGGCCCGGCGCACCAUAGAGGAGAACGACAGGCUGCGGAGGCUCAGCCUGGAGUGGCAGUUUCAGAAGAGGUUAAAGGAAAUUCAGCAGAGGGGGGAGGAUGAGGAGGAGGACGAAGAUUUGGAGGUGAUGGUGACCCUGCAGCAGCUGGAGAGCAGAAGCCCCCAGGCCGAGGCCAAGAGAAACUCCGUCAGGAACGACAACCUGGAACAAAAAGGAAUGGAAAAACAGGAGGGGUAUCACACAACCCAAGAGACAAGCUCGGCAAAAAGAGAGCUAAGAGGUAAUGUAGCCAAACAAGAUGUCCACAACAUGGCAACAAAAGAAAGUCCGGAGGGGAAAAUAAAGAGAGGAUCAGCACCUGAAAAGCUGCCGUUUAGGGAGCGUCAGCGACUCUUUUCCCUGCCGUCCAGCACGUGA
Molecule: messenger RNA, 6991 nt
Organism: Menidia menidia (Atlantic silverside)
Lineage: Eukaryota; Metazoa; Chordata; Actinopteri; Atheriniformes; Atherinopsidae
Source: the annotation of a GenBank genome assembly